GCUUUUCUAGAUACGAGAGCGUGGCGUAGUUGACCAAAAAAAUACUUUUCUGUAAAACGCUGUCGACUGGAUUCUAACCAUCAUGGGAGUUCCAGCCUUCUUUAGAUGGUUGAGUAAAAAGUAUCCAUCCAUUGUAGUACAUUGCAAUGAGGAAAAGUUAAAGGAAGUGGAUGGAGUGACGAUACCAGUGGACAUCAGUGAACCCAACCUGAAUGAUGUGGAGUUUGACAACCUGUACCUGGAUAUGAAUGGCAUCAUUCAUCCCUGCUGUCACCCGGAAAACAAACCGGCUCCCAAGAAUGAGAAUGAGAUGAUGGUGGCCAUCUUUGAGUACAUCGACAGACUGAUGCGCAUCAUCCGUCCACGACGUCUGCUGUACAUGGCCAUUGAUGGCGUGGCCCCCAGGGCUAAGAUGAACCAGCAACGAUCGCGUCGCUUCAGGGCGUCCAAAGAGUCUAGAGAAAAGAAAGACGACCUAGCUCGCAUCCGAGAGGAGGUUUACUCAAGAGGUUGUUGCCUUCCGCCUCCUAAACCCAGCGGGGAGCACUUUGACAGCAACUGCAUCACUCCGGGAACGGAGUUCAUGGCAAGGUUAGCGGAGUGUCUCCGCUACUACAUCACAGACAGGAUCAACAACGGCCUAGGAUGGCAGAACAUCAAGGUGAUCUUGUCUGAUGCUAACGUGCCAGGGGAAGGAGAGCAUAAGAUCAUGGACUACAUCAGAAGACAGAGAGGUAACCCCGACCACGAUCCGAACACUCAUCACUGUCUCUGUGGAGCUGAUGCGGAUCUGAUCAUGUUAGGUCUUGCCACCCACGAGCCCUACUUCACCAUCAUCAGGGAGGAGUUUAAACCCAACCAGAAGAGGCCGUGCGAACUCUGCAAUCAAAUGGGUCAUGACCUGAAGGAGUGCACAGGUUUACCCAAGGAGAUGGAAGGAGAGUUUGAUGAGCUUCCUGCACCUAUUGGAGAGGAGACGCAGUUCAUUUUCCUUCGACUCAACAUCUUGAGAGAGUACUUGGAAAAGGAACUGUGGAUGACCGGACUGCCAUUUACAUUUGAUCUGGAGAGAGCCAUCGAUGAUUGGGUCUUCAUGUGUUUCUUUGUGGGCAAUGACUUCCUACCUCAUCUGCCAUCGCUAGAGAUCAGGGAGGGUGCAAUCGACAGAUUACAGAAGCUGUACAAGAAAGCUGUCUACAAAACAGGUGGUUACCUGACAGACAGCGGGAUUGUGAAUCUUGAACGGGUGCAGCUCAUAAUGACAGACCUUGGUGAAGUUGAAGACGAGAUCUUCAAGCAGAGGAGACAGAACGAGCUACGAUUCAGACGGAACCAGAGGGAUAGGAACAAGCGCAUGAAAAUGGACCAUUCUUUUGUUAAAGGCGGCUUAUUGGAACCAAAGGCCAUUUCACGGAACGUGACACAAACAAGUGCCAAGGAGAUUGUCAAUGCAAGGCAUGGCAGCACAGCAAAUCAAGCGGCUGCCCAGGCUCUUAGAGCAUCCUUUACAUCAGCUGGGAGCACAGGGAACCAGACCAGGGAAGGUCUAGGGAUGAAGCGUUCCCAUGAACCACAAGAAGAAGAGGAUGAAUUUGAAAAACUGGACAAGACAGAUUCAGUCAAGCUGUGGGAAGAUGGAUGGCGGGAGAGAUACUACGAAAACAAAUUUGAUGUGCAGGCUGAUGAUCGAGAGUUCUGCCACAAAGUGGCGGAGGCCUACAUUCUUGGGAUGUGCUGGGUACUGCGCUACUACUACCAAGGCUGCCCAUCCUGGAACUGGUACUAUCCGUAUCACUAUGCCCCGUUUGCGUCAGACUUCACUGGGGUGGCCAAGAUGCCGCACGAUUUCGAGAUGGAUACCAAACCAUUCAAGCCCCUGGAGCAGUUGAUGAGUGUCUUCCCUGAAGCCAGUGGCAACUUUCUGCCUCCAUCAUGGAGGGAACUCAUGGGUGGCGUUGAUUCACCCAUCAUUGAUUUCUAUCCGAUCAACUUCCGCAUUGAUCUGAACGGCAAGAAGUAUGCAUGGCAAGGUGUUGCCCUCUUACCCUUUGUGGAUGAGAAACGGCUGCUGGAGACUCUCAAGGAAGUUUAUCCCAACCUCACCGAAGCAGAGAAGAAGAGAAACAGUCUUGGCCCGGAUCGUCUGUACGUUCAUAAGGACAACCCCUUGUUCUCAUUCCUCAAAGAGCUGUAUGACACUGAUGCCCUUGAUAAGACAAACACCAACAUUGAUUUGGACCCAUCCCUUGCCGAUGGCAUGAGAGCUACCAUUGGUUAUGAUGAGUAUGUCUGCUUCCCAGGAGGAACCAGGAAAUGUCCAGUGCCGGGACUUGAAGACGUCCAAAAGAACAACGUUUUGAGCGUCAAUUUCAAGGACCCACAAUUCCCAACAGGUUUCCUGUUCCCAGCUAAGCAGUUACCCGGAGCCAAGCCCCCUGCUAAAGUGUUGAAGCCUGAAGAUUUUGAUCGGGUGAACAGGGGCGGAGGCCGGGGUGGACGCGGGGGUGGCGGCCGGUACAGACCCCAGCUUGGUUUCCAGCGAGACAGCGGUUACAGAGGGGGCAGCUUCUCCGGUGCCACGGCCCAACGCACUAUAAGCGGGCACGAAGACGUGGAGAUGAUGAAGUGGCAAGUAGGGAGCUGGUUGCCGCUGCUUGCCCCACUGCCUCCCCUGCACCCUCAAAUCAGCCACGUCCUCCCCCCUUGGUGCAGACAUAACCUGCCUUACGCCAACAUUCCACCACCCCAGUCGUCAUCAUCGUACGGAAGACAACAACAAGGGGGUUACGGUCAGCAGCGGCAACAGCAGCAGUAUGGACAUGGACAGGGAGGGGGCUACGGCCAGCACCAGCAACGUGGUUACGGCCAGCAGCAGCAGCAAUAUCCGCAGCAGCAAGCAGGUCACCGUGGAAACUCAUAUUACAGUAGCAGAGAGGGCAACAGUUCUGGUUACAGUGGCUACCAGGGAAAUCAGCAAAGCAGUGGCUAUGGAGGGACAGGUUGGUCCCGUAAUGCGCAAGGCCAGCAGUCAGCUUACCAGCAGAAUCAAUCAAGGUACACGCAGCAGCAACAAUAUGGACGUAGCGGGGGCAGUGGGGGCAAUUACCAGAGCCAGCAGUCUUACCCUCGUCCCCCAUCCCAGCAUCAACGUCGCUACUGAUGAGCUCUGCUGUCACCCGCAGCUUACUGGAGUCCAACGUCCUGCGUGGUUUGGUUUUCUUUAUUUCUUUAGGUUAUUUUUGUUUUAUUCAGACAGCCUUGUUGCAAAAACCACUGAUUUCUUAAAGCCUUAUUUUAAUGCUUUGGCUGGUUAAAUCUAAUUUGGAGUUGUACAUUCACGGGUAAAUCAGUAUUUCAUCAUUAUCCUUGUUUGAAAACUGCAACACCAACUGUCCAACUCUCUCCGCCCCCUCCCAACUGUGGCAGAAAAAAAACGUAAUGGCUUGUUCAGAUCAUGACAGAUAUCAUUCUGUGUAUAACACGCUUGAAACUACAAAGUAAUAUAAAAAUAAAACUUGUAAAUGCUGUGUUGCAUAGAGAAACCGUUUUGUGACUUUGGCACAACCCAUUCUACUGCUAAAUUAACAGCAACACUGCCCUCUAUUGUCAGGUGGAGGUCAAAUUUGAUUUUAUUGUGAUAAUAUUCCAAGAAUGGUUACUUUGGUGUAAUGAUCCUAUUCAAAAUUCAAACUGUACGUGCUUAAACUAAGAUUCGGUUAUUUGCACUCGGGUUUAGGCACAGCAGGAACAUGUACACAAAGUUUAGCGAGUAUCACAGGCAAGUUAGUACAGCAGAUAUGUGAAUAAAUUGUGCCUUUUAUGAUAGAAGCAUGAAAUUUGACAUGUCGUUUAGAAUGUAUCUAUAAUGAUUUUUGCCUAUAGAGCCACCUCAGAUUAGUCUAUGGAAUAGCCAAUUGCAAAGAAACAUCUACAUGUACAGUAUCCGUGCACAUUCAGUGAUUAAUUAUGCAAAACAACACUGUGUCGUGACCUCCAGAUUCUGACCAUUCAACGGGUGCCUUCUAUCUGAUCUUUGUGACCCGUUGUAUUAACAAAAACAUGACCGCUAAGUUCGCAGUUCUGCACGAAAUGACUUCACAAUUUCUAAAAUUGACUCCGAUUGGCUGGGUCGCAUAACAUUUCCAAUACUCACAUACUGUACAUCAGACGUAAGUACAGAGCGUGCAGGCUCCGUGAACAAUGGAUGAUACUCAGAUUACCUCAGAUUUGUCCUGCGACAAACAUGGCCGCCAUUUUCCAAAAUGGCCACCAUCAGCUGUUGAUAUGGUACAUCAAAUAAAGUGUAGUUGCAGGAGACUUAAUAUGACUGAUGCCUACAUUGGUAAAAAAUGCCAAAUAUUUUCAGUAUCAGUUGCCAUGUUUACUAUGGAAUCCGAUUUUAAAAUGCUAGUGAUAAUCAAAUUUGGUCAUUUUCUAUACUGGAAAGAUUCAUUUUUGUGAGUCAAAACCACAUCUUCUGUGCCCGAACCUGUCAAGUAUCCACUUACGAAUACAAUUCUGUUGCUCAGAGAGAAAUAUUCCUGAUUUAUGCUUUGGAGCGCCCACUGUUAGUGUUAGUUACCCUGAGCUGAGUGUGGAUGCAAAAUGGUGUCCACAUACAAGGAUGGGCGCUGGUGAAUUACGGAGCCAUGUUGUGUCCAAAUGUUAAGACAACAGUGGUAAAUUCUCUGUAUAUAUCUGCUGUUCAUGCAAGAUCUUUGGUACUUGCUCCCCAGAUUCCCUCUGAACCCUUGUUUGAAGUAUGCAUUAUUAGUGGGGAGUAAUUUUCUUGCAUAUAGACCUUUCUACGCUUGGUUGGCCAACUGCACAUUUUGCCAACCACAGGUUGCAAAACUAUGGAAGGUCCAACACUGCAAA
This is a messenger RNA of Patiria miniata (bat star), 4878 nucleotides long. It is a transcript of the gene xrn2, whose product is annotated as 5'-3' exoribonuclease 2-like. Gene Ontology annotation, biological process: nuclear-transcribed mRNA catabolic process. The transcript is spliced from 34 exons. Gene Ontology annotation, molecular function: RNA binding; 5'-3' RNA exonuclease activity. Lineage: Eukaryota; Metazoa; Echinodermata; Asteroidea; Valvatida; Asterinidae. The record is from RefSeq and is a predicted model, not a curated record. The coding region runs from base 83 to 3160 and encodes 1025 amino acids. Gene Ontology annotation, cellular component: nucleus.